AUGGAGCGCGACAAAAGUAGCUUGCAAGGAGUUGGAGUUCCUAGCUUGCAAGGAGUUGGAGUUCCUAGCGGAGUUGUAGAUCAAGGAGUGAGUCAAGGAGCAGCUGCUGGUACUGCACUCCCUCCACUUCGAAAAAGGAAACUUAAUGCUAGUGGUAGUAGAAAAACUUCUACGGUUUGGGAAGAGUUUAACAUUUUACCGGAUGAGCCUGAACCUAUAGCCGCGUGUAAACACUGUCAUAAAAGGUACCGAUGUGACCCUAAAACACAUGGUACUUCUAACAUGCUAGCUCACUCGAAAGUGUGUUACAAAAACCCUGCCCUUUUGUUGAAAGACCCCAAUCAGACAAACCUUGUAAGCGGCGAGGGUGGGUUUUUAGUUCCAACUAGUCAAAGGUUUAAUGCUGCAGCCUGUAGGAAGGCCAUUAAUACCUUUGUUAUCCUUGAUGAACAUUCCUUUAGAGUGGUUGAGGGUGUUGGUUUUAAGCAAAUGUGUAAACAAUUGCAACCCCAAAUGGCUAGCCCUUUUGUCAAUAAGACAAGCCUUUCUUUUUUGGAGUCAUUUUUUGAAACUAAGGAUGGAACCGUUUCAGUAGCUACUGCGUUUGCUGGUCAUCAGGAAGAUUGUUGUUAUUUCAUAUUGCUGUUGUUAUGAGAAUCAUGACUCAGAAACUUUUUGGGCAGCCACUGCUGCUAGUUUCAUAACAAUUCAGUGUUCGAAAUGUU
This is a messenger RNA of Lathyrus oleraceus (garden pea), 725 nucleotides long. RefSeq lists its product as uncharacterized. Gene Ontology annotation, molecular function: sequence-specific double-stranded DNA binding. Bases 1 to 654 code for a protein of 217 amino acids. Gene Ontology annotation, cellular component: nucleus. Lineage: Eukaryota; Viridiplantae; Streptophyta; Magnoliopsida; Fabales; Fabaceae. Gene Ontology annotation, biological process: regulation of transcription by RNA polymerase II. The transcript is spliced from 3 exons. The record is from RefSeq and is a predicted model, not a curated record.